Messenger RNA from Penicillium verhagenii, 1029 nucleotides. RefSeq lists its product as uncharacterized. NCBI's taxonomy places the organism in Eukaryota, Fungi, Ascomycota, Eurotiomycetes, Eurotiales, Aspergillaceae. Bases 1 to 1029 code for a protein of 342 amino acids. The transcript has a single exon. The record is from RefSeq and is a predicted model, not a curated record.
AUGGCGAUAGCCGAUAGGGCCACAGAAGUCGUGGUUUUACUUGAAAAAUGGAGGACAUCAUUUAGUCCUGCAUCUUCCAGCAUUGAUGAAGCAGAGAACCAGUUGUUUAGAUUCAAUCUGUGGGCAUCCAACAACUCUAUUUUUGAGUCGCGUCGCGCGUCGAUGGACUGGAGACUGCGAAAUGCCCCUCUGAUUCAAUCAGCAAUGGAGGACCUCUUGGACGACCUCAAGAUCAGCUUAAGUGGCAAGUCUCAAUAUCCUAAGGGUUUGAAAUAUUUUUCUAAUUUCUUGAUGUCUAUAGAUCACGGUGCUAGUCUUGACGGAGAUCUGCGGUCCAACGCGAUGAAUCUUCCCACCUCACCAAGCGUCAUGGAAGAUAUCCUCGACCAGCUCUUUCGAUUGACUCGAUCUGUCCGUCGAUCUGGGGUACUCCGCCGGUUUGUGAAGAUUAGUGACUAUACCGAAUACAGUCCGGAGGGGGUGAAUAUAAGUGAACAUUUCAGUUCUGCUGCUAGCGAGCUUGUCCCGCACUACCUGAAGGAAACAAGAACUAGCGAUGAACUAAAAGAUAGGUUGAUACGGACUAUCUGCUUGCGUCAUAAAAUGUUUUCAUAUCUGAAGGCUCGAAAAGGUCAACUCCCAGAAAAGCCUGCUAUUCCAACUCGAGCCGGCCCGCCUCGGUCAGUUCUCGCGCCGAGUUUCAGCGUAACGAAACCGGUUUCUACAAUCGCCAAGAAAAAGCAAACAAAUGAAUCCCAGCCCGCUCAUAGAGCCAGACCUUCUGUCAUGACGGCCACGACGGUACAAUUUGAUCACGUCCCUGCGAAAUACUCGGUCCAGGCAUCAACUAGCAAGGAGCCAGAGAUUAUAACAAGUCACUUCGAACUUCCUCAGCCACCGUCUGUGCCAGAAGGGCGAAAGGAAGCCGAAUGCCCGUAUUGCCUUUUAGUAUGCCCUGUGAAGGAAUUUAGCGGUGACAAUUGGAUGUAUGUCGCAACAUUCUUUACAAGAAUUUCCAAGCUGACGUAG